This is a messenger RNA of Mya arenaria, 4826 nucleotides long. RefSeq lists its product as uncharacterized. The transcript is spliced from 2 exons. NCBI's taxonomy places the organism in Eukaryota, Metazoa, Mollusca, Bivalvia, Myida, Myidae. Bases 2553 to 3938 code for a protein of 461 amino acids. The record is from RefSeq and is a predicted model, not a curated record.
GUGACCAGUGGUCACGUGGUGUGUGCUUGGCUUAUCAGCGUUCCAAGCCGUGACCAGUGGUCACGUGGUGGGUGUCAGCUUAUCAUUAUCCUCCCGCGUCAGCCAUUCUAGAAAAAUCUUCUAAGAUACGUGCUUGCAUAUUUUGAGAAAAAUAUUAUGCAUAAUUUUACCGAUAUAUUGUGUGCGAAGGUAUAUACUUUACGCAUUAUUAAUAAGAAUUGCUUCGUUCUAUUUCUGGAUUAAAAAUAUAGUGGUGGCAACCUUCCGAUGCCUUUUAACUUUGUGAAACAUUGUACGGUUUGCGCUAUUUAGAAAACGGAUUACUCAGACUGUGGAUGUAAGCGUCUUUGUCGUAUGAUAUCUAAUCAAAGCAACGAAAAUCCUUUAGAAAAGAUUGAAAGGGGCCUGCAUUGUUACUUUAAAUACAUGAAGAUUUGGGAUUACGACGAUUGCAGUGAAUUUAACAUAUUAAACAAAAUGACACCAGACGCCAUAAAAUAAAUAUAGAUAUUUUUGUUUCCUCGCCCAAUUUGGACAAAAGCGCUCUUGGUACUCGACACAGUUUUUACUUUUAUCUAUGUGCUCUUCACCCAUUCCCCUUGUUCAAAUAACAUUUGCAACUGUCACAUAUUUGCCCGCAGAUAGUCUUUCAGCGCAUUCGCGCUUUGAUUACUUGAUGCAAUUAUCACAAUUAUUGUUUGGCAUUUAUCUUUUUAAGGCCCUUAUUUAUAAUGUUUCAUAUCAAAGGAUUUACUAUUCAUAAGUAUUGCCAAUAUAACUUUAAAAUUGUAAAUGAAACCUUUUAGUUCAAAAACUAUAUAUAAAUGAUAGAAUUCGAUAAAUUUAACUUUUAAACAUCUAAAAAACAUUAACACCUGAUUGAUAAAAAAUACAUUAUCAAGUUCUGGCUUACAUCGAGUAUCAGGUUGAAUUCACUAAUGAUAAGGAAAAAUGCAGUCAAAUUAUUUUCAAAUCGAACAAAAUAGCGAAGUAGUUAUGAAAUAAGUUUAUAACUACAAAUGACAAACUUCGAUUCACAUGUCAUACCGGAUAACUUGCCGAUGUAUUAUUACUACCCCACUGAGAUUACACACCGGGAGGGUAAAUCAAACCAUGAAACAAAGUUGAAUACACAGGAAUUUUCCCGUUCCUGAGCAUCGAUUUUCGCUUAAUUUUACGUUAUUGUUUAAAAAGGACCAAUAUAAAAAAAAUCGAGAAGAACAUUUAAAAGCAAAAAUAAUCCUGCAUUCGAUCGUAAUUAAGCUAAGCAAUCGGAUGUCUAUAAAUGGCUUUAAAUAGCAAAACAAAUUUAAAUGACUUUAAAAAGCAAAACAAAUUUUGGCUCCUUUUUAACUCAAUGUAGCUUGGGUUGACCAACAUAACCAUAAAAAUGAUCAAAAUGUAAAAAGUAACAAAAUUAAAACAAAACAUCAUCUUAAAAGGCAAGAUUUAUCCUAACUUAUAUGUAGGAUGUAAUUAAGAUGAUCGAUUGAAAGACAAAUUCGCGAGAACUGUUGAACCAUUUCCCCUAUAGAACUCUAUAGGCAUUUUCUGUACACUGGAUUUCUCCAAACUUGGCAUUGUAUAUAAAUCUGUCAAUGGCUAUGAAGUUUUAUCUCUUUGUAAACCGAUCAAUUUAAAUGUUAACUUUCGGCUGUUCAAUUUCGUAUUAUCAGGUUGCAUAUCAGUUUGUUGUCAAUAUCUGUAUUGAUCAUGUGAUGUAUUUCCACUGAAAGUUAUAUAGACCAAAGAUUCUUCCUAGGUAUGUUAAACAAAUACACACAUCUGAUGUUUGCUCAGCAUGGACGGUGAUCCAGGCAGACAACAAGCGAUGUCAUUGAGCCUGUCCAGGGUGCUCGGGGAUAUUGGGAUCAACAAGAGGGUGGUCAAAAUGAGAAGAAGAACUUUGCUGGUGAUGGAAAAACAUUCUGCAGUUAUCUCGAGUGUCUUUCAAAAUAGGAACCAAACAUAUUUCCACUUUGGCAGCCAAAGUGAAGGCACGACAACAAUAGGAAUGGAGUCAGAUAUAGAUUUAUUUCGAAUCGACAAUUACUGUCCUGUCCUGCUUGACAUGGCUGAGUGGCAGCCUAAUCCAUACCGUAUUUUCCUGGUACUAAAGAACGAGUAUUCCCCACCACAACACUGUAACCUACAAGUAAUGAGGGCUGGUCUUCCACUCCCACUCUUACUGGAUCCGAAGUACGGGGAUGGAGUAGAUCUGGAGGUGGAUAUGACUGGCAGAGUGUUCCUUAAAAAUACGGUCCAGGACGCAACCAUAAAACAUAAUUAUAUGGGGAGAUUUUUACAUCAAACAAGGCCCAUCAAGAAGUGGAAGUAAGGAGGUUGAUGUUGUAGAUGGUUAUUAUUGUGCACAUUUACCGGAGGAGUGUCAGUUUCUGUUUGACAGACCAAGGCCUGGACACUACCCCAGACCAGACAUACUGUCACAGGCAAAACAGACCGGGGUAUUUCUAGUUCCACAGGGACAUGCUGGAAGUAGUCGUCCACAACUGGAGUGGAGAUUCUCUACGCCACUUAUUGAAAGACUGCUUAUGUUUGACAUGGUUAUUAACGAGUUAAGGGUCUACACGUUCCUCAAAGUACUAAGAAAAACAUAUUUCAAGCCUGUUUUUGGUGAUCGACUAAGCACAUUCCACUUCAAAACAGCCUUUUUGUUCACCAAAGAGUCCUAUCCAUCUGAGAUUUGGAGGAAGAACAACCUGAUUCAGUGUGUCAUUUUCUGUCUAACAACACUAAGGCGGUGGUGCAGGAUGCACUAUUGUCCACAUUACACGAUCACAGGGGUGAACUUAUUUGUUGGAAAACUUAGCAAUUUUGAGAUGCCUCAAAUCACACGUAUGUUAUCAGACAUGAUAGAAAACCUCACAGAUUUUGUGUUCAAUAUUGAGAUGGAUGAAAUUGGUAACAGAAUGUUAAAAUUAACUGGAAUUAAGCCUUCGCACGGACAAACAAAAACAAGGUAUGACAUCACUUUGGGUAUAUUGGAAUCAUGUUUGAAAAAUCUUCUAGAAGUUUUAUAUCUAAAUACAACACUUUUUUGCAAAAAAGCAAAUGGAACCGUCGAGGGACUACUGAUUGCAUUUGGAAAUUUGAUGAAGUCUUUAAUGCUUAAUGACAAUGACUUCUUAAGAGAUACCUCAAAUAUGUUAGUUAAAUUAAUCAAUACCAUGUCAGCCUCAGUCCAGGCUUCCAUGCACAUUCAAACACACCAACCUAUCCCCCAAGACAUUUACAACCUGUACCGAGCGAAUCUUGACUUCGACCUGACCUCAUGCCGACUGAAGUUUGCCUCCAUGUUGUACUGUACUGGACAGUAUGAGGAGGCAGCAGUAGAGUUGGAUCACACUGAAAGGCUGCUGCACCCAGAUGUGUGGCAGUUUUGUGUAAGUUCAGGAAGACGACAAUUUGACCCUGUUAACAAAUUCUUAUGCAAAGCCCUAGACCAACCUGUUUCAGAGGUUGUGAAAUCAUCAGUGGCACUAACUGUAAUUUUUCUCCCUGGGGAAAUACACUGUGUACCUAAACAUUUAGUGUAUGAGAUGUACAGAACAUUCACACAUGCAGACAUUCAACAACGACAAAAAGUAUAUGAUGAUUUCACAGACAAAGUCAUUAUAGAAUCCAUCCCCUUCCUCUACUAUCUGCAGUACUUAACACACAGGAAGCUGGUGCAAAAUAAAAGAAAGGUUACAUCAGUGGAAAAACUCGGACAAUAUAUUAAUAUCCACCAUGGUAUUCCUUCUGGCCACAUAGAGACAGCUCUCAAUGUAUUGGGACAUUGCAUGGAAACGGAGAACAGGCUGGAUCUUGCCUGGGGGGCAUAUGCUACAACGAUGAUAAACCUGCCAAACAACAAUGCAGCUGUCUGGCACAUGGCAAUUAUAAUGAACAAAGUGAUCAACAAACUGAGCAAAUGAAUGUUAUUCAAACAAAAACAUGAAUGUUAAUAAUAGAUGUAAAUGACUUUUAAAAGCUAUUCUACCAUCACUGAUGCCACAUGCCAUUAACAUGCGCGUAAGGGGCAACAUACAUACGCUUAUAUAAUGAUUAAAUUGAACAAUUAAUUAGUUUUGAUUGUAUUGUUGUAUUAAAAAUCUUAUACUUAUGUAUACACACUAUACAAGUAAAGGUUUCAUGAUAUGAGUGCAUAUUUCAAGGGUUAUCCAGAAGUUUGUGGAUUCAGUAUUGUGUACUGACUGCAUGGAGCAGAAAAAUAGAAUAUUGUCUCAAUGUGAACGUAUGUUUUGCAAAUUUUUGCACCAAAUGUCAUGCUACUAUAUUGUGCUAAAUAAAAAAUGCAUGUAAAAACAAUUGCAUAAGGGUAAUGAGGCCGAACCCAGCACUGCUGGUAAAGCCAUAACAAUGUAUCGCUAGAAUCACCAAAGCACAAAUUACAGUACAUGUGCAGUGUAUCUCUGCAAUGCUUACUUUGACAAACUGAUAACUGGAACAAUCUCAAGAUAUUUUGUUAUAAUUUCUCCAACUUACCAUAACUGUUUUGUGAUAAAUUAUUGUUUCUAAUGGAGACACAAUUCGAACAAGUCUACAUUUUCUUAAUACAUGUACAAAAUAUCAAAGUUACUGUGUCAGGUCAAUUUGAUGUCUUUUAUUUGGAAAGAAAUAAUAAUUUCUUUAUAAUAAAGGAAUAUUACUCAUAAAAUAGAACCAAUUUCAGACGGUGUCAAAGAACUUUGCAUUACCCUCUCGUAUUAAAAAAAAGAAUGUUCUAAGCAUUUAUGUUUUGACUAUUUUCUUUACAUGAAAUAAAACCUGCAGCCAAAUGAAAACAAAAACAACUUGAAUGU